Molecule: messenger RNA, 501 nt
Organism: Pistacia vera
Lineage: Eukaryota; Viridiplantae; Streptophyta; Magnoliopsida; Sapindales; Anacardiaceae
Exons: 1
Coding region: 11-496 (161 amino acids)
Source: RefSeq, a predicted model, not a curated record
AAUUUGAAAUAUGAAUAAGAGGUGUGAGACCAGUUUGACCAAAAACCCAAAAAAGAUGUGGGCCGUGUCCCCAACUCCAAUCUCAGCCACACUCUUCCCCAACCCAACACAACCACUUUUCCGACGUUCGGUGGUCAGUCUCCCGCGGUCCCAAGACGACGACGUUGGCGGAGUAGGUCACAUCCUCUUCAUGGCGACUAAUUCCAAUGAUGCGAUUUCCAACACUAAUCCGAUCCCAAAACGGCAAAAACAGAAAGAGGGAGAGGGAAAACAGCUAACUGGGUCAGACGUGCUUUGGGCUUUACAAAGAGCGACUACAAAGAAGAAAAAGAAGCACAAGAAAAGAAAGGAAUUAUCGUCGGCGGGCAGCGACAAAGAGGAUGUAGAUGUUGAUGAUGUGGAUUAUAGUAAUGUGAAAGCAUUGUGCAUAAAGAGCGAGUGGAGUGCUAAGUUGAAUGAGUUGGAGAAGCGGCUGCAGGAAUUAUCAGAGAUUUAACUCAU